AAAAACUUCUGCAACACUUUAAAAAAAAAAAAAAAAACUUCUUCAACACACUUCUCUUGAUUCAAGCCCUUGUUUAAAAACCCAACACGCACACACAUUGACUUGCAGAGAUUCUUGAAUUACACAAAGAAAUGUCCGGUGAUUCAAGAACAAUGAGAAGUAACAAAAGAUUGAGAGACGAAGGUUCUGAAAGUGGGGAUUUCAUUGAUGGGCCUAAAGAAAUGAAGGGCAUUGACAAGUAUUUAAAAAUGAGUGUUAAGCAGUUGCAGCAAGAAGCUGCUGCUAGAGGGGUUUCUGCAAUUGGGUUGAAGAAAGAACUCGCUGAGAGGCUUUGUGGUGCUGAUAGUUCAAACCCCAUUGGGUUGGAUGGUGAAGAAAAGAUGUUUGUUGACGGGAGCAAGUACACAAGCAUGACUUUAAAGCAAUUACGUGAAGAAGCUACUGCUCGAAAGCUUUCUGCAAUCGGGACAAAGAAAGAGCUCAUUAAUAGGCUUUCUGUUGCUGACAAUCCAGAGCCAAAUUUACUUGAUGGCGAAGAAAAGAAUUAUGUUGAUAAUAGCAAGUAUCCAAGCAUGACAGUUAAACAAUUGCGGCAAGAAGCCACUGCUCGAGGAAUUUCUGCGACUGGGUCAAAGAAAGAGCUCAUUGAUAGGCUUUUUGUUGCUAACAAUUCAGAGCACAUUACAUUUGACGGUGAAGAAAAUAAGUAUGUUGAUGAUAACAAGAAGGAAAAGCUGGUAACAGCUACAAAGAAAGGUGCAGCAGUACUGGAUCAAUGGCUAGCAGAUGAGAUUAAGUCACAGUACCAUGUAUUCCAACGAGGAGAUGAAAUUUAUGAUGCAAUGUUGAACCAGACAAAUGUGGGAGAUAACAACAACAAGUUCUAUGUUCUUCAACUUCUAGAAUCUGAUGAUGGUGUAAGGUACAUGGUUUACAAUAGAUGGGGAAGAGUUGGUAUUAAGGGUCAAGAUAAAUUACAUGGUCCUUAUACAUCACUGGACUGUGCUAUCAAGGAGUUCGAAUUAAAGUUCUUUGCCAAGACUAAGAAUCAGUGGUCCAGCCGUAAAGACUUUGUUCCUUACCCGAAGUGCUACAGAUGGCUGGAAAUGGAUUACACUGAAACAGACAACCAAACAGAUGUACAAGCAAAGCCUACGUCUUUAACUGACAUUCAACCUCGAGAAACUAAGUUGGAAGUCCGUGUAGCGAAGUUCAUAUCUCUUAUAUGUAAUGUCAGCAUGAUGAAGCAACAGAUGAUCGAAAUAGGAUACAAUGCUGAAAAGUUGCCACUUGGUAAGCUAAGCAGGUCAACGAUUUCUGAGGGCUAUAAGGUGUUGAGGAAAAUUGCUGACGUGAUUGGCCAAUCAGAUAGGAAAAAACUCGAGCAGCUAAGUGGAGAAUUUUACACAGUGAUUCCUCACGAUUUUGGUUUCAGAAAGAUGCGUGAGUUUGUCAUCGACAGUCCUCAGAAGUUAAAACACAAAUUGGAAAUGGUUGAAGCCCUAGGUGAGAUUGUGGUAGCAACAAAGUUGUUGGAGGAAGACAUGGGAAUGCAGGAAGAUCCUUUGUAUUCUUCGUAUCAACGCCUCAAUUGUGAACUGCUGCCACUUGAUGUUGAUUCCAAGGAGUUCUCCAUAGUUUCCAAGUAUAUGAAGAACACUCAUGCAAAGACGCAUUCGAAUUAUACAGUGGAUAUUGUCCAAAUAUUUCGCGUCUCGAGGGAGGGUGAAGCUGAGCGAUUCAAGAAGUUCUCUGGGACGAAAAAUAGAAUGCUAUUGUGGCAUGGUUCUCGGCUUACAAACUGGACUGGAAUACUGAAACAAGGUCUGCGUAUUGCCCCUCCUGAAGCACCUGUCACUGGAUACAUGUUUGGGAAGGGUGUCUAUUUUGCUGACAUGUUCUCUAAAAGUGCAAAUUAUUGCUGCUCAACCCCUACAGCGACAUCUGGAGUGCUGCUUCUAUGUGAGGUUGCACUGGGUGACAUGGCUGAGCUACUGAAUGCAAAAUACGACGCAGACAAAUUGCCAGUUGGAAAGCUAAGCACUAAAGGAGUUGGUAAAACUGCCCCGGAUCUUUCAGAGGCAGAGACACUUGAGGAUGGCGUUGUUGUUCCACUAGGAAAGCCAAAGCAACAUUCAGAUGUGCAGGCUUCCUUGUUGUACAACGAAUAUAUCGUCUAUAAUGCAGAUCAGAUAAGGAUGCGCUACGUCAUCCAUGUCAAUUUCAACUUCAUGAGGUAGAAUAUGUCUGUAUUAUUUAUAGCCAAGCAGAUCAUUGAGUUCUGUUUUGUGCCAGUAAGAGAGGUUGUUUCCUAGAGCUAGAUAUGUAUAUGUAAUUACAUAAUGUUAACUCUUUAUAUAUGUGGAAUAAGAUGUCAAGGUUUAUCUA
This is a messenger RNA of Daucus carota subsp. sativus, 2388 nucleotides long. RefSeq names its product poly [ADP-ribose] polymerase 2. Bases 132 to 2240 code for a protein of 702 amino acids. Gene Ontology annotation, biological process: double-strand break repair; protein poly-ADP-ribosylation. Gene Ontology annotation, cellular component: nucleolus. The record is from RefSeq and is a predicted model, not a curated record. Gene Ontology annotation, molecular function: NAD+ poly-ADP-ribosyltransferase activity; NAD+-protein mono-ADP-ribosyltransferase activity. The transcript has 19 exons. Lineage: Eukaryota; Viridiplantae; Streptophyta; Magnoliopsida; Apiales; Apiaceae.